This is a messenger RNA of Coccinella septempunctata (seven-spotted ladybird), 897 nucleotides long. Its product is annotated as serine protease 29-like. The transcript has 6 exons. Gene Ontology annotation, molecular function: serine-type endopeptidase activity. NCBI's taxonomy places the organism in Eukaryota, Metazoa, Arthropoda, Insecta, Coleoptera, Coccinellidae. The record is from RefSeq and is a predicted model, not a curated record. The coding region runs from base 42 to 854 and encodes 270 amino acids. Gene Ontology annotation, biological process: proteolysis.
CCUACCUCAGCUGUGAUGAUCCACAUCAUUGAAAAUGAAACAUGAUCCAGUAUCUGAUCGUUACGCAACUCUUCUUUACUGGUAUCCAAGCUCCAGCUAUCGUAAAUGGAAUCUUUAAACCCACCGAGCCCAAGCAAGGGGAAUUUCCUUACCACGCUAAUUUAAUGCUAAUACACGACAAAAAAUAUUACAGUUUUUGUGGUGGUAGCCUCAUACACCCAAGAUGGGUUUUAAGUGCCGCGCAUUGUAUUCGACUAGACAUCGAUCACCCUGCUAUUAAACCGCAAGCAAUCUUCAUAGCCCUUGGUAGCGUAUUCAGAAACUCCAGAGGAGCCCAAAUUUUGGGAGUGGCGAGAACAAUCAUCCACCCCACGUAUCUAGAGACAGACAGAAACGAUAUAGCCCUGCUCAAACUGAAAACGGCCGCUGAUCUAGGUCCUAACGUGAAAGUUAUCAAGUUGCACACCAGCAAUGGGGAGGAUCUUCUUGGGAAAACCGUAUUCCUCACUGGUUUCGGCAUAACAAAUGAUCUUCGAGAUACUCCAGAAAAGCUCAGGAAAGCAACUCUACACGUCAACACAAUAAAUAAAUGUUUCAGCGAAAAAGAAUACGCCAAUAUUGAGAUUUGUGCAACGUCCACCAUGUCUGAAGGAAAAGCAUGUAAGGGAGACAGUGGAGGCCCUCUAGUUCUCCAACAGAACGGACAUCUGAUACAAGUUGGUAUAACCAGCCACCUGGCAUUACUACCCUUUUGUCGCUUUCAAUUCAACAACUCUGUGUACACUAGAGUUUCCGCCUACAUUGAGUGGUUGUCCAAAGUCACCGGAGUCAAUUUCAACACAUAUCCUUUCUGAUGUUCCAGUCUCAAUGUAAAAUAAAUUUUUGAGGUGUAUUUUA